Molecule: messenger RNA, 5424 nt
Organism: Neurospora tetrasperma FGSC 2508
Lineage: Eukaryota; Fungi; Ascomycota; Sordariomycetes; Sordariales; Sordariaceae
Exons: 7
Coding region: 1-4785 (1594 amino acids)
Biological process (GO): actin filament organization; vesicle transport along actin filament
Cellular component (GO): myosin complex; cytoplasm; vesicle
Molecular function (GO): actin filament binding; ATP binding; microfilament motor activity
Source: RefSeq, a predicted model, not a curated record
AUGUCGGAGAGCUAUGAUGUUGGCACUCGAGCCUGGCAGCCCGAUCCUACCGAGGGUUGGGUUGCCUCUGAAGUAGUCAAGAAGACAGUAGACGGCAACAAGGUCACUCUUACCUUCGAGUGCGAGAAUGGCGAGACUAAGACCGUGGAGGUCUCCCUCGAGGCCCUCCAGUCAGGCGGCCAUGAGUCGCUACCGCCCUUGAUGAACCCAACAAUGCUCGAAGCCAGUGAUGACUUGACGAACCUAUCACAUCUUAACGAGCCUGCUGUGCUUCAGGCUAUCCGCCUUCGAUAUGCCCAGAAGGAAAUCUACACAUACUCGGGUAUUGUUCUAAUAGCUACAAACCCGUUCGCGCGGGUUGACUCUCUUUAUGUCCCAGGCAUGGUUCAAGUCUAUGCCGGGAAGCAAAGAGCAACCCAAGCUCCCCAUCUUUUCGCCAUUGCUGAGGAAGCGUUCAUGGACAUGUUGCGCGAUGGCAAGAACCAGACCAUUGUCGUGUCUGGUGAGUCCGGUGCCGGUAAGACUGUCAGUGCCAAGUACAUUAUGAGAUACUUCGCGACAAGAGAAUCGCCCGACAGCCCCGGAUCACGAGUAAAGAAGGGUGGCCACGAGUCUAUGAGCCAGACCGAGGAGGCUAUCUUGGCUACGAACCCGAUUAUGGAAGCUUUUGGUAACGCAAAGACGACAAGAAACGACAACUCCUCGCGAUUCGGUAAAUACAUCGAAAUCAUGUUUGACAAGGCCACCAACAUUAUCGGUGCCAAGAUCAGGACCUACCUUCUCGAACGAUCGAGGUUGGUUUUCCAACCGCUGAAGGAAAGAAACUACCAUAUUUUCUACCAGCUGGUUGCUGGUGUGACGGACAAGGAGCGCCAGGAAUUGGGCUUGCUUCCCGUUGAACAGUUCGAGUACCUCAACCAGGGUAACACCCCCACGAUCGAUGGCGUCGAUGACAAGGCCGAGUUCAAUGCGACCAAGGCAUCUUUGAAGACCAUCGGUGUUGACGAGGGCAAGCAAACGGAGAUCUUCAAGCUUCUGGCUGGUCUCCUCCACUUGGGUAAUGUCAAGAUUGGUGCCAUGCGAAACGACAGUUCCCUCGAUCCUUCCGAACCAUCGCUGGUCAAGGCCUGCGAGAUCCUCGGCAUCGAUGCUCCAGAGUUUGCCAAGUGGAUCGUCAAGAAGCAAUUGGUCACUCGUGGCGAAAAGAUCGUGUCCAACUUGACCCAGGCGCAGGCUAUCGUUGUCCGAGAUUCCGUCGCCAAGUACAUCUACUCGAGUCUGUUCGACUGGCUCGUCGAAAUCAUCAAUCACAGUCUUGCUUCGGAGGAGGUCCUCACCAGAGUCACUUCCUUCAUUGGUGUUCUGGAUAUUUACGGCUUCGAGCAUUUCGCCAAGAACUCCUUCGAGCAGUUCUGUAUCAACUACGCCAACGAGAAGCUUCAGCAGGAGUUCAACCAGCAUGUGUUCAAGUUGGAGCAGGAGGAAUACCUUAGGGAGCAGAUUGACUGGACCUUCAUCGACUUUGCUGACAACCAGCCCUGCAUUGACCUUAUCGAGGGCAAACUUGGUAUCCUGUCCCUUCUAGACGAGGAAUCAAGACUGCCCAUGGGUUCCGACGAGCAGUUCGUUACUAAGCUUCACCACAACUACGCUGCCGACAAGCACAAAUUCUACAAGAAGCCCCGAUUCGGCAAGUCAUCCUUCACCGUCUGCCAUUAUGCCAUCGACGUUACCUACGAGUCCGACGGUUUUAUUGAGAAGAACCGUGAUACCGUUCCGGACGAGCACAUGGCGGUUUUGCGCGCAUCAACCAACCAAUUCCUUGUUUCGGUCUUGGACGCUGCUUCUGCGGUGCGCGAGAAGGAUCUGGCCUCUGCCAGCUCAAAUGCUGUCAAGCCCGCCGCUGGAAGGAGAAUCGGUGUGGCUGUUAACCGCAAGCCCACACUCGGCGGUAUCUUCAAGUCCUCUCUGAUCGAACUAAUGAAUACAAUCAACGGCACCGAUGUUCACUACAUCCGCUGUAUCAAGCCUAACGAGGCGAAGGAACCCUGGAAGUUUGAAGGACCCAUGGUCCUGAGUCAGCUCCGCGCCUGCGGUGUACUAGAAACUGUCCGCAUUAGUUGUGCGGGUUACCCUACAAGAUGGACGUACGAGGAAUUCGCGUUGCGGUACUACAUGCUGGUACCAUCGACGCAGUGGACAUCGGAGAUUAGGGAGAUGGCAAAUGCCAUCUUGACCAAGGCCUUUGGCGCUAGCACCGGCAAGGGUCUCGACAAGUACCAGCUGGGUCUUACCAAGAUCUUCUUCAGAGCCGGUAUGCUCGCUUUCCUCGAAAAUCUGCGCACCACCAGACUCAACGACUGCGCAAUUCUUAUCCAGAAGAACCUCAAGGCCAAGUAUUACCGUAAGAGGUAUCUUGCUGCUCGCAAUGCCAUUGUCUCUUUCCAAGCCUUGAUUAGAGCAAACAAAGCUCGCAAUUCAGCACAGGAACGCCGCACUACCAAGGCUGCAAUCACGAUUCAGAGAGUUUGGCGCGGUUACAAGGACAGAAAACAAUUCCUUGAGGUCAGGAACGACGUCAUUCGUGCCCAAGCCGCCAUCAAGGGUUACAUGAAGCGCAAGAAGAUUAUGGAGGAGCGGGUCGGAAAUGCGGUGCUCAUCAUCCAGCGGAAUUGGCGGUCGAGGCAGCAGCUGCGCUCCUGGAGGGAUUAUCGCCGGAAAGUUACCAUUGUCCAGAGCUUGUGGCGCGGUAAGACGGCGCGUAAGGAUUACAAGGCUCUCCGCGCCGAGGCACGGGAUCUCAAGCAGAUUUCAUACAAGCUGGAGAACAAGGUCGUGGAACUGACACAGUCGCUGGGUACCAUGAAGACGCAGAACAGGGAGUUGAGGACUCAGGUGGAGAACUACGAAGGACAGGUGGCGAUCUGGAGGAAUCGUCACAACCAGUUGGAGGCACGCGCCAAGGAGCUGCAAGCCGAGGCCAACCAGGCCGGUAUUGCCGCCGCUCGCUUGGAGCAGAUGGAGGCCGAGAUGAAGAAGCUUCAAGCAAGCUUCGAGGAGUCUGUGGCCAAUGUGAAGAGGAUGCAGGAGGAGGAACGCGAGCUCAGAGAGUCCCUGCGCGCUACCAGCGUAGAGCUCGACUCUGCUCGUAUCGAGAGUCAACGGCAAGAGGCUGAGAAGAACUCGCUCCGUCAGCAGUUGGCUGACUUGCAGGAGGCUCUCGAGCAAGCAAGGAGGCAAGUACCUAUCAACGGUGAUAUCCUGAACGGCAAUGGUAUUGCCCCUCAGGUUCCUACUGGGUUGAUCAACCUGGUAUCGUCCAAGAAGCCUAAGCGGCGUAGUGCGGGUGCCGAACCACGGGAGAUGGAUCGGUACAGCAUGGCCUACAACCCACGGCCCGUUUCCAUGGCUGUCCCUGGUCUGAACCGCCAAACAACACUUUCCGGCUCAACCUUCGUUCCCGGUGUCGAUAGCAUCGAGCUUGAACUUGAAGGUCUUCUCGCCGAUGAAGAUGCUCUCAAUGAGGAGGUUACCAUGGGCCUCAUCCGUAACCUCAAGAUCCCCUCCCCUUCCACCAAUCCGCCACCUUCCGACAAGGAGGUGCUCUUCCCUGCUUACCUCAUCAACCUAGUAACGUCCGAGAUGUGGAACAACGGCUUCGUUAAGGAGUCAGAACGCUUCCUGGCCAACGUCAUGCAGUCCAUCCAACAGGAGGUGAUGCAGCACGAUGGCGAAGAGGCCAUCAACCCCGGUGCCUUCUGGCUUUCCAACGUCCAUGAAAUGCUCUCGUUUGUCUUCCUUGCGGAGGAUUGGUACGAGGCUCAGAAGACGGACAAUUACGAGUACGACCGCCUCCUCGAGAUUGUCAAGCAUGACUUGGAAAGCUUGGAGUUCAACAUCUACCAUACCUGGAUGAAGGUUCUCAAGAAGAAGCUUUUCAAGAUGAUCAUUCCGGCCAUCAUCGAGUCGCAGUCCCUACCCGGCUUCGUCACGAACGAAAACAACAGGUUCCUUGGCAAGCUGCUGCAGUCUAACACGGCGCCGGCCUACAGCAUGGACAACCUGUUGUCCCUCCUCAACAAUGUCUACCGUGCCAUGAAGGCCUACUACCUCGAGGACUCGAUCAUCACGCAGACUAUCACGGAGCUGCUCCGGCUCGUUGGUGUCACGGCAUUCAACGAUUUGCUCAUGCGCCGUAACUUCCUCUCAUGGAAGCGUGGCCUGCAGAUCAACUACAACAUCACUCGUAUCGAAGAGUGGUGCAAGAGCCACGACAUGCCUGAGGGCACGCUCCAGCUUGAGCAUCUCAUGCAAGCCACAAAGCUUUUGCAACUCAAGAAGGCAACCCUUAAUGAUAUCGAGAUCAUCCAAGACAUUUGCUGGAUGCUAUCCCCUAACCAGAUUCAGAAGCUGCUCAACCAGUACCUGGUUGCCGACUACGAGCAACCUAUUAACGGCGAGAUCAUGAAGGCCGUGGCAUCUCGCGUCAGCGAAAAGAGCGACGUCCUCUUACUGCAGGCUGUCGAUAUGGACGACAGUGGCCCGUACGAGAUAGCCGAGCCCAGAGUGAUCACAGCGCUGGAGACUUAUACACCAUCCUGGCUGCAAACCCCUCGUUUGAAGCGUCUUGCUGAGAUUGUAUCUCAACAAGCAAUUGCGCAACAAGAGAAGAUGGAGUUCGGCUCUCAGGCGGGCGACUACCAGCACGGGGAUUAUGACAUACAAAGCAUGAACGACUUGGCAGAGGUGGAUGAAGGGCAAGAGAUUGUGGAAGCGAGUGCCUAGGUUGCACCCCCGCGACCAUCAUCACCUUUACCUCUACCACUACCACCACCUCGCUCUCGUCCGUCACUGUCGUUAUCAUUGAUUCCGUGCCCGACUUCUACCAUACUCAACCCCUGGAGGACAAACAGUAACUCCACUAUUGAUGAUUCUGUUGCGCUGCCACCGAGGACUACUACCGGUUCGAGGAAGAUGAGGGUCAGGAGUGGGACUGGUUGAGUAUUACUCGUUUGAUACAGAAAAUCAAACUUUUUCUUGUUCAUCAGUGUUGUUAUUGUUGCUGCUGUAGUAGAGUAUGCUGUGUGUUGCAAAAAAAGAAACAAAAAACAAAAAGAGAGCAAGGCGCAAUCUGCAUUUGGAACCAGGUUAGAGAAGAGGAAGUAGAAGAAAAAGGAUAAGGGGAAUGACAGGGAGCGAGACAAGCGGGCAGGCAAAGAGGCAGGCAGGAAGGGCAGGAUAGUUCAUGGAAAGGCUGGGUGGGUUCGAGCCGUGAAUCAACAGUUUGCCGGAUAUAGUAGAGAAAAAUGGAAGGAAGGCUCACGGCGUGCAAGUCAGGAUUCGGGUGAUUUGCUUUGGGCUUUUUGCUGGAGAGAGAGAACAACGGAGAAUUCACCUUCCAAUUUCACGUUUUUUUUUUUUUUU